Camelina sativa (false flax) is the source of this 459-nucleotide messenger RNA. The record is from RefSeq and is a predicted model, not a curated record. NCBI's taxonomy places the organism in Eukaryota, Viridiplantae, Streptophyta, Magnoliopsida, Brassicales, Brassicaceae.
AUGGCGCUAGAGAUGCUAGACAAGUAUCAGAACGUAGAGACGCUUUCUUUUGGGGACAACUUUCUUAAGAUUUUAUCGCUUGCCGAGCUCCGUGGUAGUCUUUUCCCAAAAUUCAAGGUUAAAGCUUUAACGAUUGAGACAACGGUCUCUCAUUAUAUAAUUCCUGGUAUAGUAAGGUUGCUCCAAAACUCUCCUGAACUCAAGAAGCUAACCUUUGUAGACACAGGGGAUCAUAAGUUCAUACCGGACACCUAUAUUGACGAAAACUUGCUUUCUCAUGGCUUGAAUCCGGAUCAAUACUGGAGCUCGGAAGCGAGAGUCUUCAAAUAUACUACUCCCCCCUGGAGUUUAGAGGCACAGGCUGUGGUUUCGUUUAUAGAGCUUGUGCUUAAAACCACAAAGACAUUAGAGAAGAUGGUCAUAAGUGCUUACUCGAAACAACAAAUGUCUCCAUUGUGA